This is a messenger RNA of Cyclospora cayetanensis, 966 nucleotides long. RefSeq names its product eukaryotic translation initiation factor 2 subunit alpha. Gene Ontology annotation, cellular component: eukaryotic translation initiation factor 2B complex; multi-eIF complex; eukaryotic translation initiation factor 2 complex. The transcript has 5 exons. Lineage: Eukaryota; Apicomplexa; Conoidasida; Eucoccidiorida; Eimeriidae. The coding region runs from base 1 to 966 and encodes 321 amino acids. The record is from RefSeq and is a predicted model, not a curated record. Gene Ontology annotation, molecular function: ribosome binding; translation initiation factor activity; RNA binding.
AUGGCGCAGCAGCCGGGUGGGUCCGACCCGGUGGGGAGCCAAGUGCGCUCAAGUUUGGGCGACUUGCGGUUCUAUGAGCGAAAAUUUCCUAACUUGGAGGAACUUGUGAUGGUUAAGGUCCAACGUAUUGCGGAGAUGGGGGCUUACGUGUCGCUCUUGGAGUACAACAACAUGGAAGGCAUGAUUCUUAUGUCAGAGCUGAGCAAAAGGCGUUUCAGGAGUGUCACGAAGCUUGUCAAAGUCGGAAGACUUGAAGCAGUCAUGGUGCUCAGAGUGGACGCUGUCAAGGGAUAUAUAGACCUUAGCAAGAGCAGAGUUUCUCCGGAGGAUAUCGUCAAGUGCGAGGAGCGAUAUUCGAAAGGGAAAAAGGUGCACCAAACAGUUCGUCACGUCGCUCUCAAACAUAAGCUGAGGGUCGACGAGCUUAAUGCUAAAGUCAUUUGGCCACUUUACGAAAAAUAUGGACAUGCGCUGGAUGCCCUUAAGGCAGCAGCUCUGGACCCUGACGAAGUGUUUGGAGGGUUAGAGGUUGCGGAGGACGUUAAGCAGUCGCUGAUCCAGGAUAUUCAGCUCAGACUCGCACCCCAGGCUCUCAAACUUAGGGCCCGAGUGGACGUAUGGUGCUUUGGCAAAGACGGUAUAGACGCAGUGAGAGCUGCUCUUAGCGCCGGGAAAGAAGUUAGCGAUGAAAAGGUUGAAAUAAUAGUCAAGUUGAUUGCGCCGCCGCAGUACGUGGUCGUCACCUCGUGCUUUGACAAGGAAAUGGGCAUGCAAAAGAUACAAGAGAUUAUGGUUAUGGGCACCGAGGAGGAGCGGCGCUUGGAGGAGUUGUUGCUUGACGAAUCGGACUCUGAGGAAUCCGAUGUCAGCAGCGAGGAAGACGAAGGGAUGGGGAGAGUGGAGGGCGACGUACCUCAAGACGAGGUCGAGGAGAAAGAAGGAGAUGAAGGAGUUGCUGCCGCUUGA